Sitodiplosis mosellana (orange wheat blossom midge) is the source of this 733-nucleotide messenger RNA. RefSeq lists its product as uncharacterized. Lineage: Eukaryota; Metazoa; Arthropoda; Insecta; Diptera; Cecidomyiidae. Bases 103 to 576 code for a protein of 157 amino acids. The transcript has 3 exons. The record is from RefSeq and is a predicted model, not a curated record.
GAGUUAUUUUGAUUUAGUCGCAAUAUUAGCGAGGAGUGAUAAAGAGCUCAGUCCUAAUAUUGUUCAAACAUCAAAUUAAAUUAUCCAAUUAAAAGGAAAAGCAUGGGUAAAUUAGGAAACAUCAAAAAUACGCCAGUAGAAGAUGAUGAUGAGGGAGUAGACUUACGUAAUGGAGCUCCAAGUGAUAAUUUUGGCGCUUCGUUCAUUUUCGAAAGAGCACUCAAAAGAAUGGACGUACAAACUCAACAACGCAGGCUGCAGCAGGAAAAGUUUGAUAGCCAAUUAAAGAAUGUUGAAAAUGAUUACAAAAUAUUGGAGCUCAGAUUGACAAACAAAGACAAAGACCUCCAAAAACUGAAUGACAAAUUGAAAAGUACACAGACACAAUUGGUGGCAAUAAAAAUCGAAAAGGACAUUUUAGAAAUGAAACUGGAGGCUGAGUUCAAAAAUACUCAUCGUUUGAAUCGUGAUGUCGAACAUCUAGAUUGGGCGAGAAAUGAGCUUUUAGCUAUGAUUCACCGCAGUAGAAAUAUCGAAGAAUUACGCCAAAAAUUGCUGUCGAGGAAAUUAUAUUGAACAGACUUAUAAUUAAACAACUUUCCUAUGAAACAAAUCAAUUUUGGCCGGUUUUAUUUAAUUCCAUAUUUUUCACUCACAAUUCGAUGAAUUUUUCUCGAAUCUUCGGCUGAAGUGGGUUGUAAAAUUAACUUAUGAAUAAAGCUGAAUUUAUUUU